UCAUAAAUUAAAAUAAUGUUCUACAAAGAAAUACCAGUUGCAGGUCCUGUAAGUAUGAAGAAGACCGAGACUUUAAUGUCUGACCUGAAGUCCAAAUAUGCUGAUAAAUCUUGGAAUGAGACCGUUCAGCUGGUCCGGAGAUGUAUGGAAAAAACAAAAGGAGACGGCAGAGUUUGUGAGCCAAUCGCACAAUGCCUUCAGAAGAUCAACGAGGCGCUCAACGUGUCCUCCUUGACAGCAAUGGUGUCCAGACUAGAGAUGAUUGCCAAACAAAGAGGAUUGGCGUCACAUAUGAGCCCCACAGAGACGGUGUGUUACCUGACAGCAGACCUGUUUUACCUCGAGGUGGUGCUGCUGCCGGGGGGAAGAGUGGAAGAUGUGAGGGUGGCCCAUCACGGCGAAGCUCCUGUGUCCAGCCCAUCACUCCUCCAGUUGUUGAGGAUGAAGAACUUUCAUGAAUUCUCUCUAAAGUUGGAUGAUCUUGCCUCUUUCUACAUCAUCCCGGGAGACGGUGAUGUCAAGACUAAAAUCUACACCUGUCUUCGACACCUGGAAACCGAUCUCUUCAAAAUAUCCCAUUUACCAAGGUCUCUGAGAGAAAGUGACCUUCACGUUGACCUCAUCAUGAACGGCAGGAUUGGGAACGUCCAGCCAGGCAAAGAGGGGACCCCACUGACAAUCGAGUACUACAUUAGUCCAUUAGAUGUUCUCAUCAGGCUGUCAAACACAGGUGAGGUUAGUGUUGGCCAGAUGGCUCUGGUAACAGUGGGAAGCAGUGACGCCUCACACAGGCUGCAGAGGGCAUCUCUGAUCUCUUCUCCACCUCAGGUCGACUCUUUCGGGUUUCCAGUGUUUCAGCCGCUCACUGAAUCCUGCUCUGAAUUACUCCCUGCCACCUUUCUUCUCAAACUACAGCCACCGUUACCCAUGCUUAUGACCUUCAUAGAGAAAAUGGGCAAAAUCACAGAUGGUGUAAUAGCUGAGAAACCCCAGCAGGUGGAGCCUCUACCUCAACUUCUCUUGAACACCAGCAAAACGCUGAGCUCCAAGAUCUCCUGGACAGACGGGGUGCAGUUUGUUGUGCCAUUGCCUGCCUCUGAGUACCACAGUUAUGUGUUCCCUGGGGCCGUUUGGGGCCGAGAGUCCUGGAAAGGAGCCUUAAUUCACACAGUCCCCUUCACACACCCCGGCCACGUCCCUGCCUUACUGGAUCUCCUUCGCCAUCAGUCUGCCAUCAACCUCCUGCUGGCAAGCUGCUUCAGUAACCACAGCCAGCUCAUAGAUGCUGGCUUGCUGUAUGACCUGAGAUGUGAGAUCCUUCCAGAAUCAGACCACUGCCUUUCUGUUACAUUCAGCCUUGAUGAUAACAACCACCUGGCUGUUCUUCAGGUGACGGUGGUGGACUCUCAUCAGAUGAGCUGCAGACUUCUGAUGCCUGAUUUUGUGGAUCAUAAAUUGGACGACUACAUAUCCAGAGUCCUUACACGAUGCAUGUCCAUCCCUAUCACGAUGAGGGCCAUACGCAGGAAAGUGGCCAGCUGGAUGACUCCUCCCGUACCUGCAGCUGACCCAGAGUCCUCUGCUGUCAUGGAGAGCGAUAUAAUCCGUGCCGUCCACCCGUCUGCCUCCGUCUCCUGUGAGGCCGUUGAGGAUGAGAGCGUGGUCUCUCCUUCAGGCCGCUAUCUUAUGUCUGUUGCUGCCCCAGUGGCUGAUAAUGCGAAUACAGAUGCUGUUGCUAACCGUUCCCCCUGUGCUUCUCUGGCUGUCUGUUUACACUGGGUGACCAGUGGACUUCCUGCAGAGCUUCUAUAGGACGAGGAGAGAUUUUACUACAGAGAAGUUUAAGAGAUUUCUUACACUAUUUUAGACACAUCUUAAAUCAUUAAAUAAAAA
Molecule: messenger RNA, 1893 nt
Organism: Sinocyclocheilus rhinocerous
Lineage: Eukaryota; Metazoa; Chordata; Actinopteri; Cypriniformes; Cyprinidae
Gene: med1l
Product: mediator complex subunit 1-like
Exons: 17
Coding region: 16-1812 (598 amino acids)
Biological process (GO): cellular response to thyroid hormone stimulus; regulation of transcription by RNA polymerase II
Cellular component (GO): mediator complex
Molecular function (GO): transcription coregulator activity; nuclear thyroid hormone receptor binding; nuclear vitamin D receptor binding
Source: RefSeq, a predicted model, not a curated record